Sporothrix brasiliensis 5110 is the source of this 804-nucleotide messenger RNA. RefSeq lists its product as uncharacterized. Lineage: Eukaryota; Fungi; Ascomycota; Sordariomycetes; Ophiostomatales; Ophiostomataceae. Bases 1 to 804 code for a protein of 267 amino acids. The transcript has 2 exons. The record is from RefSeq and is a predicted model, not a curated record.
AUGUCAACAGAUGGUCUGGCCAGACAGAAGAGAGACGCAACACGGACAUUCAGCGCAUCUGCCGCGCGUUACCAGAAUGCAAACGACGAGCUGGACGCGGGUGUUCCUGCUGCCACGCUCAGGUACAGCGAACGGGGGUUGGGUCCAUAUUCGCGUGACCCAUGGGACGUUUCGAGCAACGUUUCUAGCCGGACUGGCCCAAAACUUUCUGGCGGCCGGCUCCGGCGACAAGACUCUUUGACAGAUCCGUACCUGAAAUCGAUCGGCCAACCGUCAGUCAUCUCUCCGUCCGGCGGCAUACCGCACUACAAGUCGCCCCCGCCUCUGCCUCUUCCUUCCAAAGCACCCGGUGCGUGGCCGAGCACGACCGAGUCACAGUCCACGAUUGCACCUUUUGUGUCCCGUGAUACUUGUCGUGGCGACCGCUGGGACCAACACCUCUCCCCCGAAGACGACAAGCCCUUGCGGCAGAAGAGAGAGGUCCAUCGCCGGCGCAAGGACCUCAAAGCCAGCGGCGACUUUCUCGGCGUCCAAGGCAUCAACCCCGAGACAGGCCAGCUCGAUGUCUUGACGCCGACCACCGGCUCGAAAAGCACAAUCUCCAGCGGUGCGUCCGGUGUGCCGGCGAGCGUGGCCCAAUCGAGCAUUGAAAAGUACGAGAAGGAAAAGGACGAGCUCCGGCGGCAGCAGAGCCUUGUCCGGUGGCGCAAGGAUACAGGGCAGUGGUCGUCGGUUGCGGAGCCGACGCUGAGCCCCAUUGCCCAAUCGAGAAGCUCGACGCCAUGUAGGUUUAUGGUGCCCUAG